This is a messenger RNA of Beta vulgaris subsp. vulgaris (sugar beet), 576 nucleotides long. RefSeq lists its product as uncharacterized. The coding region runs from base 1 to 576 and encodes 191 amino acids. The transcript has a single exon. The record is from RefSeq and is a predicted model, not a curated record. NCBI's taxonomy places the organism in Eukaryota, Viridiplantae, Streptophyta, Magnoliopsida, Caryophyllales, Amaranthaceae.
AUGAGCGGCAACAGGAAGUCGGUGAAGGAAAGGAUCACUGAAAUCCAUGUCAUCUCAGGAGGCCCGACAUGCGGGGGAAGCAUACAUGGUGUCAAAGCUAGCCUGAAGGAGGUUAGGCAUCAAGUAAACUAUCAUAACACCGGACAGUGGCCAGCACCUGCACGCAUGUUGUCUGUAGCGUUUACGUUAGAGGACGCCAAGGGAAUCAUCUACCUCCACGAUGAUCCCCCAGUAGUAUCUCUGCAGAUUUCCACAACAAUGGUCCAUCGCAUACUGGUGGAUGGCGGAAGUUCCGCCAACAUAUUAUACAAAGAGACGUUUGAAAAGAUGGGCCUCGAGGCAUCAUGUUUAGAGCCGGUCUCGUAUCCGGUGAUCGGAUUUACCGGGGCAUCUGUCGUCCCGGAAGGAACCAUUAAGCUACCGAUGAAGAUAGGUGAUGGAUCCCAUUCCAGAUACAUGAUGGUGGAGUUUCUAGUCGUCCCGACCGUCUACAACGCCAUCAUUGGACGACCGCUGAUCCAUGAUGCCCAAACGAUAGUCUCUACCUACCAUUUGACAAUGAUCCAUGAUUCUUGA